Molecule: messenger RNA, 1236 nt
Organism: Drosophila ananassae
Lineage: Eukaryota; Metazoa; Arthropoda; Insecta; Diptera; Drosophilidae
Exons: 2
Source: RefSeq, a predicted model, not a curated record
GUGGGGCAUUUACAAAACCACAUAUUAAUUUCCUCUUCAUGGCUCCACGGCACAUUGUUCAAAAUUAAACAAUCAAAUGAGCCUUUUCGGCUCAAUGAAUGCAACUAUCAUAAUAAUUAUAAUUGUUAUUCCGACAUUAGUCACACAUCGGCAGGUAAUUAUGUGGAAUAUUUGGUAGAAGCAGUGCAGUUAGUCAUUAAUUCCAGUCUGAUUGCAUUAUUAGUGGAGCCUUGUCGGCGUUUGCGGAUCGAGAUGAAGCCACAGGUUUACGGAGUGUGCACAUUACUCCUUUUGUGUAUCCUUCCUAAUUGGAAUUUGCUAACGGAGGCAAAGAACAACUAUGAUCUACUGACGGAAAACUUCACAUGCAGCACCCAGGAUGUGGACUCUCAGAUUAUUAAAGAUCUCAAUUGCGGUUUGAACAAAAACGCCAAACGCCGUACCUGGCACUUGGAGUUUACGCUGAAAAAGCAUGUCAAAGAGCACGAUUUUCUAAUGAGAAUCGUUCUGCCACGUCAAAGGCCUUUGACCGACUUUGUUCUCAUCGAUCUGACCACCGAUGGCUGCCAGUUGCUGGCCAAUCGCAAUCAGGUGCCUCUCAUGCGACUCGGCCGGAACAUCAUGGACCGUUUCAGCAACUUUCCCAAACAGUGUCCUUUCAGGGCAAAUUAUUCGUACUACAUUCGAGGCUUCCGCAUGGAUUUGAAUCUUUUACCAGCCGUAGAUAUGGAAACGGCAGUUAAUGUUGAGUUCAGUUAUCAGAGCAAACAGCAGGGGAUCAAAUGGAUAACUGGGUACAUGGGGGCACGUGUUCAGCGUAUUCCGGAAAAAAAGUCCAAAGGUUGAGGUUUAAAUUCGCGGAAAAACGAGUCACCAUGACAAUUUUCUGUUCAUAAAUAAAAAAAAGGAACCGUGCCUUGCAUGGUUACCAUGAAGGGUUUAUUGACAUUCUACUUUUAAAAAUAUUCCAUUUCCUUUCAAGCAUUUCUAAAAAAUCAAAGAUUUCUUCAAGUUGCCAAAAGUGUUGUCAGAAAAUAAAGGUAACCCAUUCAAGGAUACAAUAAAUUAAUGUGCGUAUGACAAAUCAGGCGAGGUAAGCAUAUGGCCGUGGAGUUAAUAUUGCAGAAAAUCACCUGCCACCUGUUCCCGAGACUCUGUCUCUGUCUAAGAGCCUUUCUUUGUCGCGAUGGCCUUCCCUUUUUCUCCAUGACAGUUGAACCAGAUGAUGUUGCUCUA